Messenger RNA from Anopheles stephensi (Asian malaria mosquito), 2550 nucleotides. RefSeq lists its product as uncharacterized. NCBI's taxonomy places the organism in Eukaryota, Metazoa, Arthropoda, Insecta, Diptera, Culicidae. The record is from RefSeq and is a predicted model, not a curated record. The coding region runs from base 297 to 1277 and encodes 326 amino acids. The transcript has 3 exons.
UCAAAAAAUGGUUGCAUCGCAUGGCCUACCCAAUUUUCUCCACACAAUCCACAAUCGGCCGCGCACCGGAGACAAUCAAGAUUCACCAGAAACCGACUUCAACUGAUCAGUGGUACAGUAGACGCUCGGAAGAUAGGACUUGUUGGAUUUGGCGCUCGCUGGCAUCGGAGCAUAAUUUGCACGCCGGUUUUAUUAAAGCUCAGUGAAGGAAUCCGCUUGUGGGAAAAGGCUACAAGUUUGCUGCGAUUUAGCUAAAGCCACAAUUUUCUACCGCGUGUGUGUGGGUGUGUGUAAGGAUGCCUGCGGUUAGAAUGGAGAGUCCGUAUUUUAUAAAGUACGAUAAGGAGGUUAUUAUCAAUCCAUGCUCCGUCCGCCAAAAGCUGGUGUUCUAUCCGGCGAACAUUGGCGACAGAGAGUGGACCAUUUGCGCUAUCUACGAGAAGGGCAAGGUCGAUAUGGCCGUUAUGUUGAACUGCACCCGAAACAACUGUACCGCCGGUGUAUGGGCCGGGCUGAAGUGUGAGCUGGUCGAACCCACCAUCAAGAUGGUGCUCAAAUCGUCCCUGACGAAACUGCAUUACAUUCGGCCAGGGAAGACACUGCGGGCCGGGCUGCGCGUAUGGCCGGAGCGGCUGUUCAACCGUCGGUCGAACGAGAUCGAGCGUCCUAUGAAUGCGAAUUCGACGUACAUUUGCCGCUUGAUCAUCACCCAGCUCCGCAAUGUGGACCGAGAGCGGCUGCAAGCGUUCCUGGAUGUACCGAGCACAAUUGCCGCGAAAACACCGGUGCGCAAAUGGUGCAUCGAUGGCGGCAUGCCCAACUGCAUGCUGCGCUUCGCCAACGGCUUCUACGGGCACAUCUGCCGUUGGUCGCUGCUAUAUAGUCUAGACGAAAGUGCGCCGUUACGUAACGCUAUGAGGCAGCAGCCGUACUGCAGGGAAUUUGUCAUCCCGCUGACGAUCACGCAAAAGGUGCUGAUGGCGUUCAUGGUGUACCUGAACACCAACGCCCUGCCACGGGAGCAAGUGAACGAGGAUAACAUUUACGGUUUGCUGGAGGUGGCGAAAUAUGUGCAGGCCGGCGAUUUGAUCGAUCUGUGCGUGUUGCAUCUCUCUAAGAUGGCGAGCGAGGGAAAGAUCAGCCGCUCACUGCUGAAUUCGUUGCCGACCCUGCAUCUGCCUGCGGUUACCGAGAUCAUACGGUACAGCUUACUGGCGACUUUGGUCAUACCGGAGAUUGCGAGUGACAGCGAGGACGACAAUGGCCAGGAUGCCUAAAUGCUACCUCGUUCGUCACAGUGUCGUUAAGCGUCGUUAACAACUUUUAAUACCCAAACAUAAAAGCCGAUUACCCGAGACACCGCAGAGGGGGUAACAGUAGUUGUUCUGCUGCGAUUUGUCCUGAAACAUCAUCAGUCCGUACACACCUACCCAUAUAAGUAUCCGGGUAGUAGAAUUCUGAAAUACUAAUACUUAUUUAAAAAAAACUAAAUUUUCUAAGUUUUUCUAUUCGAACUACAUUUAAUUACUUCGUCAAUUUGGCCAGCCUCAUGUACAGCGAACGAGCGUUGCCGGCGAACAACAAAAAAGAAACUGCGCAUUUCACAAUAUUAGCACUUAAGAAAACUGGCGAUUCGUCGAUGUGCCACUGUACAGCAAGGUUACUUGACGACUUUCGAUCCAAAUUCCUUUAUCUCUCUAAACAUUCAGUUAUAUAUCAUCGUUAAGUUUUUAAUCUAGCAGGAGAAUCAUCGGUCCGAUGCGUGUACUUGUAUCCGCAUUCAGCAAUACUGGUUCGGAUAAGGAACGGAGGGGAAAAUCAUUACGCUUGCAAAUAUAGGUUAAGCUUACUUAGUCAUUUAGGCCUGCCAAUGUACAGUAACGCGCAGUGCCGACUAUAACGACCCGGCCACAGUAGUAGACAACGACGACCGAACACGCAAACACUACCGCAGAGAUGUGAUUGGUAUUUAUGCGAAAACAAUUGUACAGCAACGCAGGUACCGACCACUAUCGAACGGCUUAUUUUUUUUUUCAACAAAUCAAUUCCAUUAAUUAAGGAUUCAGCCAUUUUGCAACUGCCCCAUAAUGUGCAGAAAGCAGCAGGUGCUGGCUGUCUAAAAAAAGAAACGUUUCUCUAUAGCUAAUGGUGGAGAGACUACCAUAUAUAGCUAGGAGGUAGUACAUCUAAGCAUUAUUCGAGCUCUGGAUCCUUCAGAGCAGCAUUAUUUUCCCAGCAUCAAACAGAAGGGGCGCGCUUGUGGAGGAGAAACGUAAAGAAUAGAAGAUCGGUCUAUCCAACAGGAGGCGUAAUCUUUUUCCGAAAUUCUAUACCUUUAACAACAUUGGUUUGUUUAGAGUAAAGAGAAAAACUUACUAUAGCUGAUAUGAGUCGAGGGGCAGCUGAUCGUCGCCCAAAUCAAAGCUGCAUUUCCUAUAUAGCUUGUUCCUGGGAGAAUAUAAUACUCUAACGUAUCGUAUUUUUAAGUGUUUUUGCUGUGAGUUACAAACACUUAUUUAGUGCUAAUAAAAGAAAAGCUUUAGCAGGGUA